Messenger RNA from Loxodonta africana (African savanna elephant), 5592 nucleotides. It is a transcript of the gene RPS6KA1, whose product is annotated as ribosomal protein S6 kinase A1. NCBI's taxonomy places the organism in Eukaryota, Metazoa, Chordata, Mammalia, Proboscidea, Elephantidae. Gene Ontology annotation, biological process: positive regulation of DNA-templated transcription; peptidyl-serine phosphorylation; intracellular signal transduction. The transcript has 21 exons. The record is from RefSeq and is a predicted model, not a curated record. Bases 59 to 2293 code for a protein of 744 amino acids. Gene Ontology annotation, molecular function: magnesium ion binding; protein serine/threonine kinase activity; ATP binding.
UCCGCGGCAGCCCCGACUCUGCCUGCUCCUGCCAUGGUGCCACGGCCCUGCCGGGCGAAUGGAGCAGGAUCCCAAGUCGCCCCGUCUGCGGCUUUGGGCCCUGCUCCCCUGGCUGCCCAGGAAGCAGCGGCCCAGGAUCAGCCAGACCUCGCUGCCUGCCUCAGGCCCUGGCUCUGGCCCCCGGCGGGACUCGGAUGAGGGCAUCCUCAAGGAGAUCUCCAUCACACACCAUGUCAAGGCUGGCUCUGAGAAGGCUGACCCAUCCCAUUUCGAGCUCCUCAAGGUUCUGGGCCAGGGAUCCUUUGGCAAAGUCUUCCUGGUAAGGAAGGUCACCCGACCUGAUAGCGGACAUCUAUAUGCUAUGAAGGUACUGAAGAAGGCAACACUGAAAGUCCGUGACCGGGUCCGGACCAAGAUGGAGAGAGACAUCCUGGCUGACGUCAACCACCCAUUUGUGGUGAAGCUGCACUACGCCUUCCAGACCGAGGGCAAGCUCUAUCUCAUUCUGGACUUCCUGCGUGGCGGAGACCUCUUCACACGGCUCUCUAAGGAGGUUAUGUUCACAGAGGAGGAUGUGAAGUUCUACCUGGCCGAGCUGGCUUUGGGCCUGGACCACCUGCACAGUCUGGGGAUUAUCUACAGAGACCUCAAGCCGGAGAACAUUCUUCUGGAUGAGGAGGGCCACAUCAAACUAACUGACUUCGGCCUGAGCAAGGAGGCCAUUGACCAUGAGAAGAAGGCCUACUCCUUCUGCGGGACAGUGGAAUACAUGGCCCCCGAGGUCGUCAACCGCCAAGGCCACACCCACAGUGCAGACUGGUGGUCCUAUGGGGUGUUGAUGUUUGAGAUGCUGACGGGCUCCCUGCCCUUCCAGGGGAAGGACCGGAAGGAGACCAUGACACUGAUUCUAAAGGCAAAGCUAGGCAUGCCCCAGUUUCUGAGCACAGAAGCCCAGAGCCUCCUGAGGGCCCUGUUCAAGCGGAAUCCUGCCAACCGGCUCGGCUCUGGCCCCGACGGGGCAGAGGAGAUCAAGCGGCACGUCUUCUACUCCACCAUUGACUGGAAUAAGCUGUACCGUCGCGAGAUCAAGCCACCCUUCAAGCCAGCAGUGGCUCAACCCGAUGACACCUUCUACUUUGACACAGAGUUCACAUCCCGCACGCCCAAGGACUCCCCGGGUAUCCCCCCUAGUGCUGGCGCCCAUCAGCUGUUCCGUGGCUUCAGCUUCGUGGCCACCGGCCUGAUGGAGGACGACGGCAAGCCUCGGGCCACGCAGGCACCACUGCACUCAGUGGUCCAGCAACUCCACGGGAAGAACUUGGUUUUUAGUGAUGGCUACGUGGUAAAGGAGACGAUUGGUGUGGGCUCCUACUCUGUGUGUCAGCGCUGUGUGCACAAGGCCACCAAUAUGGAGUAUGCCGUCAAGGUCAUUGACAAGAGCAAGCGGGACCCCUCGGAAGAAAUCGAGAUUCUCCUGCGGUACGGGCAGCAUCCCAACAUCAUCACCCUGAAAGAUGUGUACGAUGAUGGCAAACACGUGUACCUGGUGACGGAGCUGAUGCGGGGCGGGGAGCUGCUGGACAAAAUCCUGCGGCAAAAGUUCUUCUCUGAGCGGGAGGCCAGCUUCGUCCUGUACACCAUCAGCAAGACUGUGGAGUACCUGCACUCACAGGGGGUUGUACACAGGGACCUCAAGCCCAGCAACAUCCUGUACGUGGAUGAGUCUGGGAACCCCGAGUGCCUGCGCAUCUGUGACUUCGGCUUCGCCAAGCAACUGCGGGCUGAGAACGGGCUCCUCAUGACGCCUUGCUAUACAGCCAACUUCGUGGCCCCUGAGGUGCUGAAGCGCCAGGGCUACGAUGAGGGCUGUGACAUCUGGAGCCUGGGCAUUCUGCUGUAUACCAUGCUAGCGGGAUACACUCCAUUUGCCAACGGGCCCAGUGACACACCAGAGGAAAUCCUGACACGGAUCGGCAGUGGGAAGUUCACCCUCAGUGGGGGAAACUGGAACACAGUUUCAGAAACAGCCAAGGACUUGGUAUCCAAGAUGCUGCACGUGGACCCCCACCAGCGCCUCACAGCUAAGCAGGUCCUCCAGCACCCAUGGAUCACCCAGAAAGACAAGCUACCCCAGAGCCAGCUGUCCCACCAGGACCUGCAGCUUGUGAAGGGAGCCAUGGCAGCCACGUACUCCGCACUCAAUAGCUCCAAGCCCACUCCCCAGCUGAAGCCCAUUGAAUCAUCUAUCCUGGCCCAGCGGCGGGUGAGGAAGUUGCCGUCCACCACCCUGUGAGGGGCCAGCGCAUCCAGGCCGCAGGGCGGUGCUAGCUCAAUGGAGGCAGCAUACUUCCCAAGGGGAGCAGGCCUGAGUCACAGGACCAGAGGGAGCUGGAGCCCCGAGGGGCCCAGGAAGCAGCCAGCCCAGAUCACCCCCAGUGGGGGCGUGAGAAGUGCCUUCUCCUUCCCCAGGAUGGACUCUUCUCGGCUCAGGCUCUGCUGGUUGCAAUUGAUUCACUGUACAAACUCUUAUCUUUUUUUUUUUUAAGGGAAAAAAUGGCAUCAACCACCAUGGAUUUUUACAAGAUCCAUUUGCCUUUCUGGGAGCAGAAGUAGCCAGUGCAGCCCUGGAGGGGCACUGAGUCAUGCUAGGGCUCUGUGUGGGUGAGACUCCCACAAUUGGCCGUCUGUAGCCAUCUGCACACCUCCGAGGCAGCCCGAGGCAGUCCAGCGUCACCUUCUAGAGCCUUUGGCUGUCUAGAACUCACUCUCCCCAGUCAGCUCCUUUUCCGUUCUGUUCUGCUGGGGGGUCUGGAACCAUGUCCUGCUAGAGGAGAGGACCAAGGCCCCGCCGACUGCCAGCUCCAGGCACCAGCAUCUGAAUCAGCCCCGCCAGUGGGUCCCCUGCAGUCAGGUUGGGCUGUCCCAGGGGGAGGAUCAGGAAAGCACUUUCUGGCUGACUUCUGUUGGGGUCUGCCACAGGACAGAGUUCACAGGAGGCCAGUGGGGCAGGCCAAGGGAGGUAGGGGCUUUUGUUUCGGUGUGUUUUGUUUCUUCCUCAGCUGGUAACUCAGGGUUCAUCUGUCCAUGGCCUUUCUAAUAAACUUACAGUUGAGUUGAAACUCACUGUCCUUCACUUUCUAUCCCCAAACUUGCCUUCACUCUGCUGUCAGGUGUGGAGGACUUUGGCAGCGAUAAGAAAUGGGCCAGGGCCAAUUAGCCGAGCUGCUUGGAGUGCAGGUCAUUUGGGGAGGGUGUGGGAAUCCUGCUGGUCCUGCCCAGCACGUUCCUGCCAAAGGGUCCCGUUAUGGUAUUGCUAACAGUAACGGUAAUAUUAGCCACCAGUUACUGAGAGCUAGGCACUGGGCCUGGGUGUUACUUGUAUAUCUCAUUUAAUCUUAACCCUGUUGUGGUGAGUGCUAUUAUAUUAUUGUCCCUGUUUUAUAGAUGGGGAAGCUGAGGCUCAAAGGAAUUAAAUGCAACAAAUAUCUUUUGAACACGUCUUCUGACCCUGCUCCAGAUGCUGGAGUUAGAAUGGUGAACCAGGUAGAUGUGGGUCUUACCUCCUAGUGGGGGAAACGGACAAUUAGCAAACCCAUGUCAGCUACUGAUAAGACAUGUGCAGAGAGUUAAAUUGGGAUGAGGGAUGGAGAGUGACUUCAGAUGAAGUGGUCAGGGAAGGCCUCUCUGGGGAGGUGACCGAGAAGCUGAGAUCUGAGUGGUGAGAAGGAGCUAGCCAAUCUAAGACCAGGAGGCAGAGGGCAGAGUCAGGGUGAAGGCCCCAAAGGAGGAAACAGGUUGGCCAUGCUCAAGAACCAGAAAGGAGGCCAGUGUGGCCAUAACCUCAGGACGAGGGGCUUUGCACAAGGUGAAGCUGGAAAGGAGGGCAAGGGUCAGUCAUACUGGGCUUUGUAGGUCUGGGUAAAAAGUUAGGGCUUAACUCUAAGUGAGAUGAAAGUCACCCUGGAAGGAAUUUAAUUAAGUAGGGAGAUGACAUGAUUUUUUUGUUGUUGAAAAUACACAAGGCAGAACAUACACCAAUUCAACAGUUUCUGUGUGUUCAAUACAGUGACAUUGACAACAUUCUUCAAAUAUGCAGCCAUUCGUACCCUCAUUUUCCAAUUUGUUCUCCCCAAAUGACAUAAACUCAUUUCUUUCUCAGCUUCCUAUCUGACCUUUUGAGUUGCUGUUAACAAUUUGAUUCCAUAUAGUAAGGUUUUAAAAAAAGAAUACAAGGCUCACUGCAGACAUUCUUCACUAGUUAAGCUAGACUGUGUUUGGUUUAAAGAAGGCUUCAGGGGUUAUUUUUGGUUUAUGGUUUCAGGGUUAAAGAUGAUCUCAGGGCAGUAGUUUCAGGGGCUCAUCUAGCCUCAAUGACUCCAGAAAGUCUGGGUUCCAUGAGAGUUGAAAUCUACAUUUUUAAAAAGAUUAUUCUGACUGCCAUAUAGACAAUUGACUAGGGGAACAGAGGAGGUCCAGGUUUAACCAGGCCAGCAGCAGCUACUGCAGUAAACCAGACAAAAUGUGGUGAAAGAGGAGAUGGGCGAGGGGAGCAGGCAGGGCCAGGAUAUGCUUGCUGGGAGUUUGGAUGUACAGAAUCAGAGAAAAAGGAGAUUCAAGGAUAUCUUCUAAAUUUUUGACUUGAGCAAUUGGAUACUGAAAUAGGGAAGAGCUAGGGAGGAGCAGGUUUGGGGGAAAUUUUUAGAGUUUUGUGGGAGAUGCCUUUUAGAUAUCCCAAUGGAGAUGUCAAAUAAGGGUUGUAAUUAGAAGUUAGGUUCUGGGGAGAGAGCUUGUAGGAAACUGGUAAAGCCAAUCGCCUGGGCUUCUUGAAGCAUGCUCCAUGGACCAGCAGCAUUGGCAUCAUCUGGGAGCUUGUUAGAACUGUGAAUUUCAGGUCCAUCCCUAGACCUCCUUAAUCAUUUUAAUAAGGUCUACACGUGAUCUGUGUGCACAUUAAAGUUUGAGAAGUCCUGUUUUCAGAAACUGAGAGCAGAGAAAAUGCUCACACACUAGCAUUUAGAGAUGGAGCCGAGCAGGGAAGCCACAAAGAAGACUGAGAUAUAACAGUCUGGCAAGAUUCAAAGCCCUGUGAACCAGGCCCUUUGCUUCAGCGACUUCUCAGCCCUCUCCACCUUACAGAUAAGGAAGCCAGAGCCUGCAGAGGUGAGUCAGUCUAGUUAUGAGGGAAGGAGAUUCUGACAAUUGCAGCUCAGCUUUAGCUCUGGACUAAGCAUGCAGGUUCUAAGCAUGCAGGUUCUAAGCCUGGCAGCCUCCCCACAGGAGCAAGGAGGGUAUGUUGGGAGAUUCAAGGAUUCCCCUCAACACCCACUGACACAUGGUCCUGAGCCCCUGACCUGUGUUUCACUUCUCUGGCUCAGUUUCCCCAUUUGUACAGUGAAACCAACAUUUUCUUUCCCACCCACCACCCAAGGUUGUCCACCCUGGACCCAUCACCCCGGCUGAAAUAAUCUGAGUGUCAUCCAGACUCCUUCCCCUCAUUCCCUGUAUCCAGUCUGCCUCCUAAAUAUUUCUAGAAUCCUCCUUCUCACCCUCCCCACCAUCCUAUUUUUCUCUCCUCUUUUUAACUACCUCUUC